ACAUGCCGGAAAUCAACAUACAAGACGCCCCCUUCGAGUUCGAAUCAAGAUCACCUACAGACUCCGCGCCUUCAGCGAGUCACUAUCAUACACCAACUUUACCGCACUCAUCCUCUGCCGGGGUUGCGAAAAGAAGAAAGAACUCGAAGGUCAAAAUGAGCCCUAUACUCAAACGCGCAUCGUCGACUCCUCAAUUGAAUGGGCUCUCCGUUCAAGAGUCGGGAGGUUUAUCGCCCAGCGCUCUUGAUAAGAGAAGGAACAAACUGGGUUAUCAGCGCAUAUCGAUUGCUUGCUGUGAACGCAGAAAGAUCCGAUGUGUCCUAGCGGAAGGCGACGAUAUGGGCAGGUGCAACAACUGCAUCCGUCUGAAGAAGGAGUGCGUUUUCUACCCUGUCGAUUCGGCCGGUGGUCCAGAAAGUCGCGCGCAGACAAAAGGGUCCAAGGACUCUUCCGUCAUCUCCAACUCGCCAUCAGAGAUGCAUCCUACAGGCCCAAAGCUCGAGCACGAUCAUGAGAUGAGUCGUUUCCCUCAUCUUGCAUCAAAUGCGCCUCCAGAAUACGGCUCAGUCGAUCCUAGUACAGGGCUGGGCAUUUCUACAGGCACACCAGUCGCAUCCGAGUUCGCAUUUGCUCGUCCAGGGUAUCCCGCCAUCUACGCAGGUGACAUGUCAGGGACUGAGCCCCCGACCCCUGUACACUGGAAUUCUUCGCAGAUGGGCGACUACUCAAACUACUCGACCACGGCCGAACACUCUCCCAACGUAUAUCCGUCAUUCGCAUUCCCACAGCAAAGAGACGAAUAUGCUCUUCAGCAGCCUCCAAUGCGUUCCAUGUCGUACGGACACAUUGAACCCCAGUUACAAAGUUUUGCGCCGGCGGCCACCCCGAUCGAAUACACCAGACCAGGCUCUUCACAUUACAACCUUACACCACUCGACACUGGAGCACCACCGGUUGGCACUAUUUCGGAAGCUUCCUUGUCGACACCCGUGACUAGCGAGCCUACCAUGCCUCCAAUCGGCAUGUACCCUCCUCAAUGGGGUUUCUACCAACAACACCAGCCUCCCAUGGGCUUGGACUAUUCAUCUAGACACGAUUCUCUGCCCACGCAAUGGUACCAUCCUCAGCAGCUAGGGCCGGCUAUGACAGAGCACGACCUACAUCAUCAGCAUCAACAUCCCAUGUCUCAGACUCCGGGAGGCGCAUAUGCCAAAAGACCU
Messenger RNA from Aureobasidium vineae, 1220 nucleotides. NCBI's taxonomy places the organism in Eukaryota, Fungi, Ascomycota, Dothideomycetes, Dothideales, Saccotheciaceae. The record is from the annotation of a GenBank genome assembly.